AGCACCAGCCAGAGACGUCCCACAGCGGGAGAGAGGAGACUCAUCACCCGGAAGGAAGAGAGAAACACAUCUCGGAUCAUUUUUUUCUAGCCAGAAUUGUUUACCUUUUCCCGCCAUCGGCCCAAUAUUUUUCCUGCAUUUAGUUUAUUGAUUUAUAGACCAAUACCCAGUGAUUUUUCACCAUCCACCUGCGAGCCCAGGCUGCAUCCGUCCUCCUCUCCAGCGGCUGUGUGUCUCCAGUCCUGCCCGCCCGGUGUGUUGGAUGUGUCGGCCGAGUGCAGCGGUGCUCGCGGUGCUCGCGGUGCUCGCCGCCUGCGUCUGCGGCGCGGCAGCGGCAGCGGCAGGGAGACGCCAGCCGCUCAAUCACCGCCCGGUCAUAGGUGUGUUGGCACAAGAAAACCUCCCAGACGACCAAUUCGCCCGUGGCUCCUCGUACAUCGCUGCGUCCUAUGUCAAAUACCUGGAGGGAGCCGGGGCCAGGGUUGUACCCAUACGAAUAAAUCGCACGGAACAAGAAUACACCAACAUCUUCUACUCAAUAAAUGGGUUGUUGCUGCCGGGGGGAGAUGUAGAUCUUCAAACAUCGCAGUUCAGCCGGGCAGCCAAGAUCUUCUACGACUUGUCACUGAAGGCCAAUGAUGCCGGGGACUACUUCCCCAUCUGGGGAACGUGUCAGGGCUUCCAGCAGCUGUCCGUCCUCACAGCCAACAAAAACCUGCUAACCCUCACUGAUACCAAGGCCGUGGCUCUACCUCUCACUCUCACACCAGCGGCCCAGUCCAGCCGUCUCUUCCGAAGUUUCCCUAAGGAUCUUCUGCAGUCUCUGGCCGAGGAAAACAUCACAUCCAACUUCCACAGAUGGAGUCUGUCCGUGCAGAACUACAGCCGGAACGCCAAGCUCAAGAGGUUUUACAAGGUCCUGUCUACUAACAACGAUGGGAAGAAAGAAUUCAUCUCUACAAUGGAAGCCUACCGUUACCCCUUCUAUGCAGUGCAGUGGCAUCCAGAGAAGAGCCCCUUCGAGUGGAUAGAUAAGCCGGGCAUGGUUCACUCCACCACUGCUGUAAGAGCCUCCUUCUACACCGCCAGCUUCUUCGUCUCCGAAGCCAUGAAGAACCAGCACCAUUUCUCCAGUGCUGGGGAGGAAGAGCGAGCUCUCAUCUAUAACUUCUCUCCCGUCUACAGAGGCACGGACGCCAUCUUUGUUCAGAACUAUUACUUUUGAUUGAUGGACAACAUACCGACGACCAAAAAUUCUCAUUAGUAUCAUCAUCUUGGCCGACCUUUAAAACCCAACUUUAUGCUGUCGUCACUUACAAUAGACAUUGAGUCAGUUAUUAGACGUUUAGCUUGGCUAAUUUGCCCCUGUCAUUUGGAAUGCAGUGUGAACAGCACAGUUAGGAGAUGCAGC
Messenger RNA from Etheostoma cragini (Arkansas darter), 1411 nucleotides. RefSeq names its product zgc:171566. Gene Ontology annotation, molecular function: gamma-glutamyl-peptidase activity. Lineage: Eukaryota; Metazoa; Chordata; Actinopteri; Perciformes; Percidae. Gene Ontology annotation, cellular component: vacuole. The transcript is spliced from 9 exons. The record is from RefSeq and is a predicted model, not a curated record. Gene Ontology annotation, biological process: tetrahydrofolylpolyglutamate metabolic process. Bases 263 to 1225 code for a protein of 320 amino acids.